AAUUGAAUAGGUAUAGGUAGGAAAAAAAUAUAAUAAAAAUUAUUUAUUUAAGUGUGAUACGGGCUAUUAUGUGGAUUGGGAUUUAGAUUAUUGAACAAUUCAAAGAGAUCAUAGCUUUUGAAAUCAAUACCUAUUUAUCAAAAAAAAGAUAGAUUCGUGAAUUGAGUAUAUCGCAAUCUCUACGUGUUGAUAACAAAAGAGAUUAAUGCAGUGUUCAGUCCGAUACAUUUAUCUUCGAUUGCGUUUUAAUUGCCAAUUGGCCAGGGCUCUCGACAACAGCCACGUUACCGUAAGAUACUAUACUAUAAUGCAAACCAAUGCUCAAGCCCUCCUCCUCUCGUCGUCCAAUUGCCAUGGUUUUUCAUUACUGGAGUUCGCGAAACAAGAAAUCUGCUCUUUUUUAGAAACGCGUAAUGUUUCAGAACUGGUGUUUGUACCAUACGCUCAAAAAAACUAUGAUGACUACACAAAGAAAAUUAAAGAUGCUUUCACACCCUGGGGAUUCUCAGUGAUAGGCCUCCAUACAUAUUCUGAUCCAGCCGCUGCUAUAAACUCGGCAAAAGCAAUAUUUGUUGGUGGCGGAAAUACUUUUUUGCUAUUAAAAACCUUGUAUGAUAAUCAGCUAGUUCAUUUGAUAAGGGAAAAGGUUAUUACAGGCAACCUUUUGUAUAUUGGCAGUAGUGCAGGAACCAAUGUUGCUACUAAAAGUAUUCAUACAACCAAUGAUAUGCCUAUAAUAUAUCCUCCAUCGUUUGAUGCAAUUAGUAUUGUGCCGUUUAAUAUAAACCCACAUUAUAUAGACAAAAUUGAGACUGACACCCACAAGGGUGAAACAAGAGACCAAAGGAUAGAGGAAUAUAUGGAAAUGCCACAUGCAAACCCAGUGCUUGGACUGAGAGAGGGUUGUAUUUUGCAUGUUAAUGGCGAUUCACUAGUCCUAAAAGGAGUUGCUGGUGCUGUACUUUUUGAAGUAAAUGUUAGUAAGAAAGUUGAGUAUCCAGUUGGAGCAGAUGUUUCAUUUUUACUGAACUAUGCAAAAGAAACUUGUUAGAAAGCCAUUUCUGAUCAUUUCUUUAUAUUGAAGCAAUCAUAAAGCUAUGUUACAAGUAAUAUAUCCUUUUAUAAAGCAUAUUAAAUGUAUCUGAUAAGUCUGACCAAUUAUUGCUACUGUUAUAAAAAUAUAUUAAAAAUUUCAGUGCAUUGAGUAA
Pararge aegeria (speckled wood butterfly) is the source of this 1208-nucleotide messenger RNA. Its product is annotated as probable alpha-aspartyl dipeptidase. The coding region runs from base 206 to 1051 and encodes 281 amino acids. The transcript is spliced from 3 exons. Gene Ontology annotation, molecular function: serine-type peptidase activity. NCBI's taxonomy places the organism in Eukaryota, Metazoa, Arthropoda, Insecta, Lepidoptera, Nymphalidae. Gene Ontology annotation, biological process: proteolysis. The record is from RefSeq and is a predicted model, not a curated record.